AUGCCCAUGAACAAAUUAAAUGUAUUAUUUGAGAUAUCUUAUAUUUAUUCAUCACAAAUAUUCCCAGUAGUUCUAAAAAUACAUAAAAUGUAUGAUAUUGAUUUAAAAAGUAAUUCACCAGCAAACUAUGACUUUUUUAUAAAAAACUAUUAUUCAUCUAACGAUAAUAUUUUAAUUAUAACGGAAGUCAAACUACCGCAGUCUGAUAUUUUUGUAUUUCUUUGUAUUCAUUACAAUCGGACAACUAAUACUUACAUUAAAAGUUUAUAUUGA
This is a messenger RNA of Vairimorpha ceranae, 273 nucleotides long. RefSeq lists its product as hypothetical. NCBI's taxonomy places the organism in Eukaryota, Fungi, Microsporidia, Nosematidae. The record is from RefSeq and is a predicted model, not a curated record. Bases 1 to 273 code for a protein of 90 amino acids. The transcript has a single exon.